GUCAUUUACGCGCCUGUGUGAUCUCAGCAGAUGCGCCGCUAUGUUUUGAAAAGCCGGUUAGCUAAUACCCAUCUCUGCAUCGUUUAGCUCGGCAUGUGCUCCUGUUUUAAAACAUUCUUACAUGAUGCAUCUAAUGUGAGCGCAGAUUAAAUCAUGCCAAAGUCUCUCAAAAAGUCCUGCACCACUCAGACCUCCAUUAGCAGGUACUUUGGAGGACGGAGCGGCAGCAGCGCCUCUGACAGUCCGUGUCAGAUUAAACAAAAUCCGCCUCGGCACAAGUUUUCAAGAAGCAAGCAGAAACUUUGCUCGGAUGAUGAUUUUGGAUUGCCAACAAAACGAGCCAAGCUUUCUCCACAACACCAGCAGGUGGAGGAUUUGGACUGUGAGCCUACUUCCUGUCAGAGUAGUAAAGAGACUCGAGGUGCAGUCGGCGUCUGCUCCUCCACCUUGGAGAAGCUGAAAGGCUUCACCUGCUCGGCUGAGGCCAGCGUCGGCUGCAGUGACGCUGAUGGGGGAGAAAUGAAGACAGGUGGUGCUGGCAGUAAAAUCUGUGACAGAGGAAUCUGUGUUUGGCCCCCUGGGGACAUUACAGAGCAACGCGGCAGUAAAAACAGACUUAAACAGUCAGAGGAGGAGGAAGAGGAGGAGGUCAGAGAAGAAGAGAGCUCAGGGCUGGCUACUACAAAACAGGGGUUCUGCCUGUCUCAGUUUGCCAAGUCAGAUGGAGGAGAGAGGGCUGCAGAACUGACUCUGCCGUCAGACGCCGGCGCCCCCUCCAGACGCUCAAAGAGUGUGUUCACUCCCCUGGAGCAGCAGGUCAUCCAGCUGAAACAGCAGCAUAAGGAUGCAUUGCUGGCUGUGGAGUGUGGGUACAAGUACAGAUUUUUUGGAGAGGAUGCAGAGAUUGCUGCAAAAGAGCUGAAUAUCUUCUGUCAUUUGGAUCAUAACUUCAUGACGUGCAGCAUCCCCACACACCGUUUGUUCGUUCACGUCAGACGGUUGGUGUCUCAUGGACACAAGGUUGGUGUGGUUAAGCAGACAGAGACGUCUGCAAUCAAGGCCUCGGGGACAAAUAGGAACGCUUUGUUCACUCGUCAGCUCAGUGCUCUGUACACUAAGUCCACCCUGGUGGGAGAGGAUGUGAACCCGGUCUGCAGACUGGGGGAUGUGGAGGAGGGAGCCUGUGCUGAUGUGGUGUUGGACCCUCCUGACAGCUUCCUGCUUUGUGUCAGUGAGAACUGGGACAAACUGAAGAAGCAGCUCACUGUAGGACUGGUGGCGGUACAGCCCAGCACAGGAGACGUGUUACUGGACUGGUUCCCUGACGGCCCGUCUCGCUCUGAGGUGGAGGGUCGUGUCCUGAAGAUCAAUCCUGUGGAGAUCCUGGUCCCUUCUGACCUCUCGGAACAAACCCACAGACUCCUGCACAGCAUCACCAAUGCCAGUGCUCGGGCUGAUGACCGAGUGAGACUUGAGAAGAGGGACAGCUCUCAGUUCGAGUUCGCUUCUGCAAUGAACACAGUCACCGAGUUCUACUGCCACACCCAGGAGAAAGGCUCUCGCUGUUUGUCAAGCGUAGCAUCCUUGGAGAGGCCGGUGAUCUGCUGUCUGGGGCCGCUCAUUCAGUACCUCCAAGAAUUCAACUUGGAAAGAGUUCUUAGGAGUGCAAGCUCAUUCCGUCGUCUGUCCUGUGCAUCAGAGGGUGUGAUCCUCAGUGCUGCAACCCUCAGGAACCUGGAAAUCCUCAACAAUCAGACAGAUGGUGGUGUGAAGGGCAGUCUGUUGUGGGUGUUGGACCACACUCGCACUCCGUUUGGGAGGAGACUGAUGAGGAAGUGGGUGAGCCAGCCGCUCACAGACCUACAGUCUAUCUCAGCGAGGCAGGAAGCGGUGCAGGAGAUCCUGGAGUCGCACUCUCUCACUUUAAAUUCCAUCAGAUCUCUGCUGUCGCAUUUGCCCGACCUGGAGAGAGGCAUCUGCAGCAUAUACCACAAAAAGUCUUCCACUCAGGAGUUUUACCUCAUCAGUAGCAGCCUGUCGCGCCUGGGACUGGAACUGCAGGCUUUGCUCCCAGCCAUCCACUCACAGAUCAGCUCAACGCUGCUCCGAGGCCUCCUGUUGGACACUCCUGACCUGCUGGCUCCAGCUCACAGCUUCCUCAAGGUGCUCAAUGAAAAGGCAGCAAAGUCGGGAAAUAAGACGGAGCUGUUCUCAGAUCUGUCCGGCUUCCCUGUGCUGCGGGAAAGGAAGGACCAGAUCCAGGCGGUCGUCAGUGAGAUUCUCAACCACCGCAAAGAAAUUCGACUGGUGCUGAAGGCCCCGGCACUCGACUACACCACCGUCUCUGGACAGGAGUUUCUGAUUGAGGUGAAGAACUCACUGUCGUCCACUGUUCCACCUGACUGGGCCAAAAUCAGCAGUACCAAGGCAGUCAGCAGGUAUCACUCUCCUUUCCUGGUGGAGCGCUACAGGAAACUGCUGCAGCUUCGAGAGCAGCUGCUGCUGGAUUGCCAGAGGGAGUGGACCAGUUUUCUAGAUCAGUUUGGGGAGAACUAUCACACCAUGAAAAGGGCUAUUAGUCACCUAGCAACCAUGGACUGUCUCUUUUCAUUGGCUGAGGUGGCUAAACAAGGGGACUAUUGCAGGCCAGAGGUGUGUGAGAGUCAGCGUCAGAUUGUGAUCAGAGACGGCAGACAUCCUGCCAUUGACUUACUGAUGGGGGAACACAACCAAUAUGUGCCCAACCUUACAGAACUGCAGGGUGAUGGCAGGAGGACUAUGAUAAUCACUGGUCCUAAUAUGGGGGGUAAAAGCUCCUACAUUCGCCAGGUAGCCCUGAUCUGUAUCAUGGCUCAGAUGGGCUCCUACGUCCCAGCCUCCGAGGCCCAUCUGGGCAUGCUGGACGGCAUUUACACCAGGAUGGGUGCUUCAGACAACAUCUACAAAGGGCGCAGUACAUUUAUGGAGGAGCUGACUGAAGCCUCAGAGAUCAUUUCCCACGCAACCCAACGCUCACUGGUCAUCCUUGAUGAACUGGGACGGGGCACUAGCACCCAUGACGGGAUCGCCAUCGCUUAUGCCACCUUGGAGUACUUUAUCAGAGAAGUGAAAGCCCUCACCCUGUUUGUGACUCAUUACCCUCCUCUGUGUGAACUGGAACGGGUGUAUCCUGAACAUGUGUCUAACUACCAUAUGGCUUUCCUCCUCAAUGAGCCAGACAUCACCACUGACACAGAUGAUGGAGAAGUUCAGCCAGAGUUCAUCACCUUCCUCUACCAGUUAACUGAAGGAGCUGCCGGGCGGAGCUAUGGCCUGAAUGUCGCCCGAUUGGCUGACAUCCCAGAUCCUAUACUACACACGGCUGCACGCAAAGCCCGAGAGCUGGAGAGCAUGGUCACCAACAGGAGGAAGUAUAAGAAACUUCUCUCAGAUCUUUGGAGCAUCUCAGACAGAUCAUCCCUCAUGGAGUGGCUGCAGUCAAGCUCUUGACAUCGCUGUAGCCAACACCAAUCAGAACAAACACACAAACACGCACACACACACACAAAGAAGAGUGAACCCAGCAUGCUCAAAGACGACGACACAAGCCACCAAAUCCCGCUUCAGAAAGAGCAGAAGUCUCUUUGUUAGUCUUUUUGCUAAUGUUUGUGUUAGUGUGUGAAAAGGAUUUUAACCAUCUCAGGUUUUGGUUAUUACCAUCAGUAACUGUUGUAACAUAACUUAAUACAAGCUGAUCAAGAUUUUACCUACCAGACUUUACAGUAUUUACAUCAGUGUGUUUGGCGAUUAAAUUACAAAACAAGAUA
Messenger RNA from Scatophagus argus, 3806 nucleotides. RefSeq names its product mutS homolog 3 (E. coli) (gene msh3). Gene Ontology annotation, cellular component: nucleus. The transcript has 24 exons. Lineage: Eukaryota; Metazoa; Chordata; Actinopteri; Scatophagidae. Gene Ontology annotation, molecular function: mismatched DNA binding; ATP binding; ATP-dependent DNA damage sensor activity. The coding region runs from base 154 to 3489 and encodes 1111 amino acids. Gene Ontology annotation, biological process: somatic recombination of immunoglobulin gene segments; mitotic recombination; mismatch repair. The record is from RefSeq and is a predicted model, not a curated record.